Solanum dulcamara is the source of this 1353-nucleotide messenger RNA. RefSeq lists its product as uncharacterized. The record is from RefSeq and is a predicted model, not a curated record. The transcript is spliced from 6 exons. NCBI's taxonomy places the organism in Eukaryota, Viridiplantae, Streptophyta, Magnoliopsida, Solanales, Solanaceae. The coding region runs from base 1 to 1353 and encodes 450 amino acids.
AUGGGGAUAGACUGGUUAGCUUCCUAUUAUGGUAAUGUCGACUACCAGAAAAAGAUAGUCCGAUUUCAAUUUCCAGGGGAACUAGUGGUAGAAUGGAUUGGUAGUACAGCACCGCCGAGGGAUAAGUUUAUUUCAUACCUCAAGGCUAAAAAAAUGAUUCAAAAAGGCUAUACUUAUCAUCUGGUUUGGGUACAUAAUACUAAAGCCGAGACACCUAUUCUCCCGUCAGUUCCAGUAGUCAAUGAAUUCCCAGAUGUAUUCCCGGAUGAGCUUCCAGGUCUUCCCCCUAAACAGGAGGUAGAGUUCAUGAUAGAUUUCCUAUCGGAUACUCAAACUAUAUCCAUCCCUCUGUAUAUUAUCGGAGUAGAUGGCAUUCGGGUCGAUACACAGAAGAUUGAAGCUAUACAACAUUGGCCUAGGCCUACUACACUAACAGAGGAAAAAUUAACCACAGCUCUAAGUUUAGCCCUUCCACAGAAGUCAGAUGGGUAUGUUAUUUACUGUGAUUCUUCUGGUAUUGGGAUAGGUUCCAAUGUGGUAGCUGAUGCACUUAGCCGUAAGUCUAUGGGCAUUUUGACUGAUGUACCACUGGAUAAGAAAGAAUUGGUCCGUGAAGUUCAUCAGUUAGCCAGUCUUGGAGUUCGUUUGGCCGAUUCUGGAGAUGCUGGGAUUUCUAUCCGAGAAGUUGUUGAAUCAUCACUAAUGGAAGAAGUAAAACGGCGUCAGUUCAAGGAUCCCCGCAAGAUAUGUGUACCCGGCGUUGUAGGGCUGCGGCAGCAAAUUAUGGGCGAGGCACAUAAUGCUCGGUAUUCUGUUCAUCCUAGAUCCAUAAAAAUGUAUCAUGACCUAAAAUAUUUGUAUUGGUGGGAUGGGAUGAAAAGAGACAUUUCGGAGUUUGUUGGUCAGUGCCCAAACUGUCAGCAAGUUAAGAUCAAGCAUCAAAAGCCUGCUGGAUUACUACAAAAAAUGGAAAUUCGUGCUUGGAAAUGGGAAAGAAUUAACAUGGACUUCAUUAUCGGAUUACCGCGUACGAAGGGUGUUAUGAGGUUUGAGAAAAAGGGUAAGCUUAGUCCGCGGUAUAUCGGACCGUAUCAGAUUACCCAGAGGAUAGGCGAAGUUGCCUAUGAGCUAGACUUACCAGCAGAUCUGGAGGUAGUGCACCCAAUAUUUCAUGUGUUUAUGCUUCGUAAAUGUGUUGGUGAUCCCUCCAGAAUAUUCCCUAUAAAAGAUGUACAAAUAACGAUAGAGAUAUCUUAUGAAGAACAACCCAUAGCCAUUUUAGAUCGUCAUGUGAGAAGAUUGUGUACCAAAGAUGUACCUUCUGUCAAGGUUUUGUGGGGGAACAAUAACUGA